UUAUUCUUCUUCCUGUCAAACUUUUGAGAGUCCGUACAUCUCAAGCCUAUGCUACCACCCUGCUAAACUGUACAGUCACGUCGGCGCUAAUCGAUUCACAGCCAUGAUUCAUAUUCUCUUCGCUCUCAUACUCGCCGAGAUGGCAUUGAUCGUGAUUUUCGUGUUCAAAACCCCUCUAAGGAAGUUUGUUAUUAUGGGUUUGGAUCGAGUCAAGCGUGGUCAAGCACCGAUCGUUGUGAAAGCCGUUGGAUCGACUAUAUUCGUCGUGAUGAUGUCUAGUGUGUAUAGUGUGAUGCAGAUCCAUAAUCGCCGAAACAGAGACGACGACGGCGUUGGCGAACUUACUCCAACUGAUCAGAUUCUUGCAGCCAGACAUCUCCUUGAAGCUUCUCUCAUGGGAUUCUCGUUGUUUCUUGCACUAAUGAUCGACAGACUGCACCAUUACAUCAGAGAACUCCGCAUCAGAAGAAAGAACAUGGAGGCAAUCAAGAAACAAAACCGGAUCAUGGAAAACGGGAAAACUGGAAAUCAAGAUGAAGUGAAAGCUUUAGAGGACGAACUAAGUACCCUAAAAGACAAAAUUACACAUCUUAAAUCAGAACUUGAUGAAAAGACAAAAGAAGCAAGUGAUGCAGAAGCCAAUGCGACUGCAAUGAAGAAACAAUCUGAAGGGUUUCUUCUUGAGUAUGACCGUUUGCUUGAGGAGAACCAAAACUUUAGAGCUCAGUUGCAGUCAUCUGAACGAAGAUCAAGAGCUAUUUAGGGUUUUAUCACUUCUGUUAUCUAAUCUAAUACACUGGUUUCUUUCCUGUUUUUGAAAGCUUUUGAGUUUGUGAGUUUUUUGUGUAUGUGUUAUGCUCUCACCCCACAUAUUUGUUUGAUUUUUCCCUGUGAUAUAAAUGGUGGUAGAAACUAGUUAAUAGGUUAAGGGGAAAAAUACCAUCUGGUUUGUACAAGGAAUGAUUUUUGAUCUUUUCACAGAAAAAUGGAAGUUAACAUCAA
Molecule: messenger RNA, 1002 nt
Organism: Lactuca sativa (garden lettuce)
Lineage: Eukaryota; Viridiplantae; Streptophyta; Magnoliopsida; Asterales; Asteraceae
Product: B-cell receptor-associated protein 31-like protein
Biological process (GO): intracellular protein transport; endoplasmic reticulum to Golgi vesicle-mediated transport
Cellular component (GO): endoplasmic reticulum; endoplasmic reticulum membrane
Source: RefSeq, a predicted model, not a curated record